CAUUUAGGUGGAACACAUGCCACUUGUCAAAACGAAAAAUCCCACCAGUGCUCUGCUCCUGGAAUGGAUGAAAAACUUCGCCUUUGUGAUGAGUUUGCUAAAAUUACAGACAGUGAUAGCACUGUAGCUCGAUGCUACCUGGCUGAAAACGAAUGGGAGAUGGAGAAAGCUCUGAACUCCUUCUUCGAAACCAAUAUGGAGAAAGUGUUUGAAAUAGAAGAUUCGCCAGUGAAAGUUAAAGGCCGAGCGGUCAAGAGGAAGACAACUGCACACAGUUCACCGGGGGGCUGUAUAGACCUGACUACGGAUGAGCCAGGAUGUUCAUCAAGUCCUGCCGAUGCGGGCAAAACCACCGACGCCACAGAAGAGGAGAAUAAGCUGUCACUGGUCUCUUGGAAUGUGGAUGGGCUGGACACAGAUAACCUGCAAGACCGUGCAAGAGGCCUCUGCUCCUACCUAGUCUUAUACACUCCUGAUGUGGUAUUUCUCCAGGAACUCAUUCCUCCCUACGUCGAAUACUUGAAGAAGCGAGCCGUAAGCUACACACUCAUUGAAGGUGGGGAGGAGGGCUAUUUCACUGGGAUGAUGCUGAAGAAGAGUCGUGUCAAGCUGCUGGGGUCUCAGAUAGUUCCCUACACCACCACCCAGAUGAUGAGGAAUCUGCUCUUGGUUCAGGUGACGUUCCAGGGCCAGGAGCUGAGCCUCAUGACCUCCCACCUGGAGAGCUGCAAGGCCCAGGCUGGGGAGCGCAUGAAGCAGCUGAAGCUGAUCAUGCAGAAGAUAAGUGAGGCGCCCAACGACGUCACCGUCCUCUUCGGGGGGGACACGAACCUGCGAGACGCAGAGGUGGCAAAGGUGGGCCUGUCCAGCGGCGUGAUGGACGUGUGGGAGAAGCUGGGCAGGCAGGAGCACUGCCGCUACACCUGGGACACCAAGGCCAACAGCAACAAGAAGGUGCCCUACGUCAGCCGCUGCCGCUUCGACCGCGUCUACCUGCGUCCGGCCAGCAGGGAGGGCGUGCCGCGCCUGCUGCCCGACCACAUGGCCCUGCUGGGGCUGGAGAAGCUGGACUGCGGCCGCUACACGUCCGACCACUGGGGAGUCUACUGCAGCUUCUCCGCCGCUGUUUAGCCACAGAUUAAAUCCCCCCCCCCCCAAAAAAUAAGUCAUGGCUCAAGGUUCUUGGUUGAUUCCUUUUUUUGUUAAUCAUGAAAAAAAAUCUGGACUCCUUUGUUGACGAUUACUGCUUUCUCUGUGAAAGCUCAUGCUCUGGCCUUAUCUGAGGUUCACAUUUCCUGGCAUGGAUUGACUACGGUCUGACUUCGCUUUUUUAGCUCUUUCUUGGUCGAUUUGCAUUUUUUUUAAGAAUUAUUGUUGCUUGAUUGCUUUCACUACUGCACUCGUAAUAGGUUUAUUGAAAUGCAUUGAUAAUAAUAAUAAUAAUAACUAAAUAAAACGUUUUAUGUUAAACUCAAACAUCUUUUUUGUUUUCUUUAGCGACAACAUCGGUGUUAGGCAGUCUUUUUCCCAGAUAACACUGCAGUGUCAUCACCAACAUCCGGUUCGUGACAAUCAUAAAACUAUAAAUACAGAGGCUUUCAUCAGUGGGCCAUAGGCUCAAUCCCUAUUGUGUUACCUCAUUUGAAUCGAUACAUUGAAUGUCAUUGAAACCACUUUGGCUAAAAACAAUUUAUUUGUGUUACAAUUUGGUUUUUGUGUUGGAAAUGGGGCUGAAAUGCAAGUUUUUGUUACACUGGAUGACGAAGUUUGAGGCACAAAUGAGUAGGCUAUGUAUAUGAACGUGUGACUAUAAAUUACACGAAGAAAAAUAGUAUUACAAUUUGAAGUGUAGUGCUGUGAAUUGACCACUAGAGGGAGGCUUAUUUUCAUUGUGCUUUGGCUCAUUUGUGCCGAGUCUGCAGAACUAUUAUCUCCAGUUUGGUAGUCGGGAGAAUCUGACAAUACAAGGUGAUUCAUUUUACGAGUCAAUUCAUGAACCACCAAACACUCAUUCAGGCUUCAAUCUGUUUACAGUCCUGUUCAUUUUACCCUAUUUGACCUGACUAAGAUCUCUCAGCCUUAAAUAAGAUUAUUGGUAAGUCAAAUUAAGUGUAUUGACAAAGUGUAUUAAUUGAUAAAACCAUUUUAGCGUUGACAUUUUCCAAUAUUUCUUUCAAUUUGUAUUGAAUUAUUGUUGAUAAAUAUGAUUUUAUUGUCUACCAGAAAUACAUUAAAAGAUACAAUGUUAAAAU
This is a messenger RNA of Gadus chalcogrammus (walleye pollock), 2252 nucleotides long. RefSeq names its product tyrosyl-DNA phosphodiesterase 2b (gene tdp2b). Gene Ontology annotation, biological process: double-strand break repair. The record is from RefSeq and is a predicted model, not a curated record. The transcript has 7 exons. NCBI's taxonomy places the organism in Eukaryota, Metazoa, Chordata, Actinopteri, Gadiformes, Gadidae. Gene Ontology annotation, molecular function: protein binding; 5'-tyrosyl-DNA phosphodiesterase activity; single-stranded DNA binding. Gene Ontology annotation, cellular component: PML body; cytoplasm. The coding region runs from base 64 to 1131 and encodes 355 amino acids.